AUGGCAAUUCGAUUGGUUUCAAAUCUGCAAAACGUAUGGCCAUUUUCAUUAUUAAAAUCUGAUCAGUUGAGAGCUUCUGAUAAGUUAGUUCGCAGGCUUUGCAUAACGGAACACACGAAAACGUUUGUUUUCACGAUUAGAGAACCUGAAUCAAAAUCUGUGAUGCAUAUAUUUUGUGCCCACAAUUUAUCGGAGAAAUCGGCUUCAGAUGUCGAGUGUCUUAUCAGGGAAGUGCGACCUGAUGAUGUUGUAGCUCAAGUGGGUGUUCAGAAUAAAGUUCAGUGUGAGGAGAUUGAAUUAGGAGAUAAAGGUGAUGACUCGAUUCCUACUUCUUUGUUUGGAGUGAUUAAACGAUGUUUUGUUGAUAGUAUUGGUAGGACAGUGUAUGAGAAUGCGGCUGGGAACUUGGUUUUGAGGGAGAUUUUUGGGAUUGGUUUUAUUGGGGAUAAAGGUCAAUGUUUGGUUCCACAGAAAGUGGGCUUAGUUGUCUCAUCGAUUUCAAGAAGGUUUUAUCUCACUAAUGAUGUUGAGUCACAGAUGGUGAGAUUGUUAUCUUCAGAUAUGGAUUUGUUUGGGUUGAGAUUGAGGCCUCCAAAUUAUAAUUUGGAUUCGUCAAAGGAAUUUCAGUUGAGAUGCGGUCAUUUGAUUCUGUCAUUUGCACAGUCCAUUUAUCCAUUACUCUUGGAUUUGCAUAACGUAUUUGCUGAUCAUACAUCAAUGUCAAGAGCUCUUGCCCUUGCACAAAAGAUGCUUUUUGAUGUGAACAUAGCGGAAGUUGUGGAUACUGAAGUUAUUUAUUAA
Pistacia vera is the source of this 801-nucleotide messenger RNA. RefSeq lists its product as uncharacterized. Bases 1 to 801 code for a protein of 266 amino acids. The transcript has 2 exons. The record is from RefSeq and is a predicted model, not a curated record. Lineage: Eukaryota; Viridiplantae; Streptophyta; Magnoliopsida; Sapindales; Anacardiaceae.